AUGUCGGUGCGAGCCUUUCGAGGGGCCCUGCAAUUGUGGGCCCCUCGUGUCGAUGUCCUCACCCGAGGAGGGGUUCCCUGCAGAGGUGCCCUAAGCAUCGAAGCUGCACUCAAGUCGUGUUCUCUCCUCCCCACCAGAAGCCGUAGAGGAGAAGGGGCUGCCGUUGUGGGAAAGCCGUCCCUUGCGGGCACAAGUCCGCCUGCCUGGAAUCCCGUUGCGAGGCCCCCUGGAGAGAUUCCGUUCGAGGCCCCUUCAGAGGUUCCUGUCGCCGGAUCUUGUCUUGGAGUCUCAGCGAGGCUUUUUGCUGCGGCUGCUCAUGGGGCAGUUGGAGUGAUUUCCGUGAUCUCUCGAGGACCUGCUGCUGGUAUAUGGGAGCAGCGGCGGUUUGUAGCUCGCGUCAAAGUCCACCGAUUCGCGGGGGUAGUGCCCUUGAAAAUUCGGUCACCUAAGUCAGACUGGUAUUUGCAAGCGGAGAAGGAGUUUCUCAGUGAGAGGGAGCAGGUCCCAGAGGGGUAUAUUGAGCGAUGGCGAGAAGAGGACCUCUGCAAGUUGGAUCCUCCCCUGCGGGCAGCCCUGUCUCUACGCUGCGCCUCCAAUGCACAGCUGCACAAGUGGCGCAAACUGCAACUCUGUCGGCAGCUUCAACGCCGACCAUUUGAUACUGGCAGCAGCGCAGUCCAGAUUGCUUGCCUGACAGAGAACAUCCUGAACGCUCGUCAGCACCUCCUGAAGCACCGUCGAGACCACUCAAAGAAACGGAUCUUGUCUAUUUGGCUGGCAAGGCGCCACCGAGCUAUGAAGUACCUAUAUCGAACGGACUAUGACUUGUACAAGCUUACCUGUCAAAUCCUGCGCAUUAAAUGCGUUCACUUUGCGAUUCCUGACUCCAGGGACAGGCAGCGGGCCAUAAGUCCAGUUGCCGUGGACGGAGAUCGGUGCAAGUUCCUCAUUCGGCAACGCCUCUGGAAAGGACGAUACCGGCCUCGGCCUGUGAAGCAAGGAGAUGGGAAGACCGUGCGCUACACGCGCCACGUCAUGGAGCAACCGCCUCCGGGAUGGAAUUUGCCCCACGAAACAAAGCCGCGCGUUAGCCGAGCGUGGCCUUACGGAGUCAGAGAGGAGCGUCUCAAGGGCGAGUAUAUUAUCCCGAACCCCACAGCAGCGGGCAUUGGCUACUGCCCAGUACCCCUCUUCUUCUGA
Messenger RNA from Cyclospora cayetanensis, 1200 nucleotides. RefSeq lists its product as uncharacterized. Lineage: Eukaryota; Apicomplexa; Conoidasida; Eucoccidiorida; Eimeriidae. Gene Ontology annotation, cellular component: ribosome. The record is from RefSeq and is a predicted model, not a curated record. The transcript has 7 exons. Gene Ontology annotation, biological process: translation. Gene Ontology annotation, molecular function: structural constituent of ribosome. Bases 1 to 1200 code for a protein of 399 amino acids.